This is a messenger RNA of Rotaria sp. Silwood2, 1752 nucleotides long. NCBI's taxonomy places the organism in Eukaryota, Metazoa, Rotifera, Eurotatoria, Philodinida, Philodinidae. The record is from the annotation of a GenBank genome assembly.
AUGAAAUUGGAAUCGCUACCAAACGAAAUCUUGCUAGAUCUAUUUGAAUAUUUUUCAACCAUUCAACUUCUACGUGCUUUUAACGAUCUCAAUUCUCGUUUUAAUCAACUUCUAUUUGAUCGUUUUCGUGUUUAUCAUCUGAAUUUUCGGUCUAUAUCUCGGUAUGAUUAUCAAAUUCUUUUUCAACAACAUCUUCCAUUAAUUAUCGAUCGGAUUAGUUCACUUCGUCUGUCAGAUGAUGAUGAUGAUAGUCCACAACAAAUUGAUCUUUUCUUUUCACAUAAUAUGAUUCUACGACAAUUUAUUAAUCUAAGAGCACUCACAUUGUGUGGCAUAAAUUCUCAAGAGGCGAUGAACAACAUAAUUAUUGAGUGUCAUGAUCUACCGUAUCUUACUCAUCUGAAAAUUGUUAAAUGUGACUCGGUAUUUGAACGCAUGAAUGCUGUACAACUAUUCAAUAGUAUUUGGAGUUUGCCUAGACUUACUGAUUGUCGUUUGAAUAUAAAAGAAAAUUUUCAUAUUCCAACAACGAUUGUACCAUCCCUCGAACAUCUAUCAAUCCAGAGAUAUUAUUGCCCUUUAAACGAGUUGAAUCGGCUAUUUGAACAAACACCUCAUAUUCAAAGUCUUUGUUUACUUUUGAAUCAUCUUAGUGACCAUCAAUGUCUUUCAACAUCUGUUCCGUCGAUCAGUUCUUUAAAGCUAUGUGACGUAAGAUCACGACAUGCCAUGUUCAAGUUUCUAACACACAUGCCUAACUUGAAUCGUUUGAUAGUUGAGACAAAUUUUAUCAAGAUGGAUGGACAGCAAUGGGAGGACAUAAUUGUCAAUUGUUUACCGAAGUUAAAUGUUUUUCGGCUAAAAAUGAGAAUACAAUACUAUGGAAGAAUGAAUAACGAACAAGAAAUCGAUACACUUCUUGAUUCAUUUCGAAGUCAAUUUUGGCUCGAAAAACAUCAAUGGUUUGUUCGAUGUCAUCGAAAGUUAAUGAUUGAUUACAGUGAUGUCCUUUUAUAUACUUUUCCUCAGACAUUUGCAGAAUUAAACAUGGAUAUAAUGAACAUUUCGUAUAAAUCGACUUGUCCUUACGAUCAAAACUUUGGGUCAUGCCAACAAGUUCGAAGUCUUAUAUAUAAGUCAUUCUUAACCAUGGACUUGACUCUUCCUCAUAUUUAUUUUUCCAACAUUCGUCACUUAUCCGUCCAUCUUCCAGUAGACAAUCAAUUUUGGACUGUUGUCAAGAAUCUUGAUCAAUUGACAUCGUUAUCAGUCAGCUCGAUUGAUGAUAAUGCCGAUCAUCAUCUUCAAAUCUUACUUGAUAAAGCACAUUACCUCUACUCAUUAGAAAUCACAUCAUGGCCUUCAUCAUUAAUACCUCUAGUCAGCAACACGAGUAGAUCAGUCAGACGGCUUGAUUUGCGUCAGCUAACAAUUUGCUAUCAACAACAUUCCAAUUCAUCUUCAAGAACACAAAUCUAUCGUAAAUUUGGUUGUUCACGCUUAGGUACUCAAUGCGAAGUACUUCGAAUUGCCACCGAAUCUGAAAAAGACAUACUCACACUUGUGAACAAAAUGAUUAAUAUUCGAAUAUUAUAUACUACAUGUACAUCUGAUAAAUGGAAAUAUGCCGAUAAUGUAUCUUCGUCGAGAAAAUCCGAAAUUAUCGAACGAUUGAAAUCUUCAUUGCCUUCUACGACUACUAUUAAAAGAGUGCCAGGUCUUUAUGGAUUCCUUCAAUUGUGGUUUCGUUGA